AUGGUUGCGCCGCCUUCCCGCUGGGGGGAUUCCUCUGUCCGUAGCAGCGGCGCGGCCGGGCCGGGCCGGGCCGAGAGAGCCCCAGAGACACAGCAGCAGCCGCACCGCGCCCGCUCCGGCCUCCUCCGCGCUGCCAGGCUCGCUCCUGCGGGCUGCCGCAAGAGCCGCCUCGCGCGGCGGGGACUAGCUGCAGCUUCCGCGCGAGGACGGACCGCGGGGGCUUCCCUUGCUGCUCUCCCUCUGCUGCCUGCCUGGCAAAUCUCAGCGCCGCUGCCUAGCGCGGCUCCUUCCUCCUCCCCAGCUGCUGCUGCGCUGGGAGGGGGCGGGAAUCGCCCGGGCAGCGCUCGUGUCCCUGGCUUCCCCCUCCCGGCUGGGCUGGAACGUGGAGCCCGGCAAAGUUCCACCCCGGCAACGCUGGGACUUGAGAGGGGCGGGAGGGCUGGAAUCCUGCUCCCAGCAGAGUUCGACCGAGCGAACGCAGAGAUUAGAAGGGGAGGGGGAGCCUCAGCGACUACUGGGCACGGACAGGAGGAGGGGUCCCUCCCUCUUAGCUCGGGGGGAGGGAUCUGCCCUGGUAUUCAAGUGUCCUGCCUCUCCAGCCCCGUCUUCUACCGUCACCAUCGGCCUUUGCUGCUAGCUGAAAUCCUCCUCACCUGCUUUGCACAAAUAGCCCUUUCAUCCACCUCAGUGGGACUACAUGAGAGAAUAAAGUCAUUACUGAACAAAUGUGCUGUGACAGAUGCUGCUUGGGGAGAAAGACCUGCUUUGAUGUGCACCAUGGAGGAUUGUGUUCCUAUGCUAGGAGAUUCUCCUUCUCAGAUAAAGCAAUGGAGAAGGAACAGUAAGUUUGCUAGCCAGUCUUGUAGAAACUCCCUCCAGACUAUACAGUCAUUAACAUAUGCAGAAAUAAAUCAGCAGGAUGUUCCCGCUCCCCGCCCCCCAAGACAAUAGCUUUGCACCUGUUGAAGACUUAUGAAAUUGGGCAGAUUUUUCUUUUUCUCUCACUGUAAGCAUUUUAUAAAGCAGGCACAGUGGAAAAUCAAUGAUCCAAACCAAACUGAAAUGUGUGCUGUAGUGCUUGACUUGGUCAUGUAACUGCUUGAAAUUAA
Molecule: messenger RNA, 1109 nt
Organism: Mauremys reevesii (Reeves's turtle)
Lineage: Eukaryota; Metazoa; Chordata; Testudines; Geoemydidae
Product: translation initiation factor IF-2-like
Exons: 6
Coding region: 1-951 (316 amino acids)
Source: RefSeq, a predicted model, not a curated record